Oreochromis niloticus (Nile tilapia) is the source of this 1641-nucleotide messenger RNA. RefSeq lists its product as uncharacterized. The transcript is spliced from 3 exons. Gene Ontology annotation, molecular function: nucleic acid binding. Lineage: Eukaryota; Metazoa; Chordata; Actinopteri; Cichliformes; Cichlidae. The record is from RefSeq and is a predicted model, not a curated record. Bases 200 to 1246 code for a protein of 348 amino acids.
ACGUGGUGAAGGAGGAGGAUGUGGUGGAGAAAGAGGACAUGGUGAAAGAGGAGGACGUGGUGGAAGAGGAGGAGGAGGUGGUGAAGGAGGUGGAGGUGGAGAACGACGGCGACAAGGAAGGGGAAGAGCAAGGGCACGAAGACAGUCAGUCUCGGAUGAAAUUCGAGCCACUUUAGUUGACCAUGUCCUUGUCCAUGGGAUGACUAUGAGGGAGGCUGGGCAACGAGUACAACCAAAUUUGAGUCGCUUCACUGUUGCCUCCAUCAUCAGAACCUUCAGGGAGGAAAACAGGACACAGAGACGACCACCUGGUGGAGGCAGGUUAAAGCUUUUGUCGGAGGAGCAAGAGAGGGAACUUGUAAACAUGGUAAUUGCAAAUAAUGUAAUCCGCCUGCAAGAGAUUCAAAGGAGAGUGAUUGAGGAUGAUCAUCUUUUUCGAGGCAUAAAUGCCAUCAGCCUCUCCACAAUUGACCGCAUCCUCCGAAAGAAUCAAUUCCGGAUGAAACAGGCAUACCGAGUCCCUUUCGAACGAAACUCUGACAGAGUGAAAAACCAACGUGUGGAAUAUGUUCAGAGAAUCUUUGAGAUUGAAGGACGGCCUGUUCCCCAUGAAAUGAUCUUUGUGGAUGAGGCAGGUUUUAACCUGACCAAAAGAAGGAAAAGGGGGAGGAACAUAAUUGGCCAUCGGGCUAUUGUAAAUGUCCCUGGUCAGCGUGGGGGGAAUGUCACUAUGUGCGCAGCCAUCAGCCAACGAGGGGUACUCCACCGCCAUGCCGUACUAGGACCCUAUAACACUAUGCUUCUCCUUGCUUUUCUUGAUGGUUUAAGACAACAUAUGUUCCAGCUGGACUACAGGGAACCAGCACAGCCAGAGCAGCCUCACUACGUUGUUGUGUGGGAUAACGUCAGCUUCCAUCGCGCUGCUCUGGUUCGUGACUGGUUUACCAAUAACCCAAGGUUUUCUAAUAUCUUUCUGCCUGCAUACUCCCCCUUUCUAAACCCGAUAGAGGAGUUAUUUUCGGCAUGGCGGUGGAAAGUGUAUGACCGAGAACCUUAUGUCCGUGUUCACCUCCUUCAGGCCAUGGAAGAGGCCUGCCUAGACAUAUCAGUAGAUGCAUGCCAGGGGUGGAUCAGGCAUGCAAGAGGAUUUUACCCCCGCUGCCUGGCUGGGGCCAAUAUAGCCUGUGAUGUGGAUGAGAUUCUCUGGCCUGACCCAGACCAAAGACAAGAUGCUGUGGUGGGAUAAUGUUUCUGGUGUGUGUUGUACUGUAUAGUACAUGAAUGACAAUGUGCCACUGUACAUACAUUGGUUGCGUCUUUUGUGUUUAUCAUGUGACAAGGGUUUUGAAGGGGAGAACCAUAAGCAACCUAAUUGUUUUGGAACUAUUGUUUUGAAUUAAUUGUACCAGUGUGCAAAACUCUGUUGUAGUGUGUGUGUUUUUGAGGGCUUGUGUUUGAUGUCUGAGGGCAAAGUUCGGUUUUUCAGCAGGAGUGAAUAGUUUUGGGUGUAGAGCUUCAUUUUGACCUGGAAAUAGGAUGUUUGGGGAAUUGAGUGAGAUGUUAUGGAUUUGUGUUUACUGUUGUGCGGAUAUGAGGCGUAGUUUCAAGAAAUGUGUUUUAGCAAUCGAGAAAAACUGUAAU